AUGAUCAUUCCGUUCACUUCCCUAUUUGCUCCGUGGGCCGUCUGGGCCGGAUUAAUAGCGUUUGAUAUUCAGCCAAUUAUCUUGCUGAAUAAUCUGCUUUUUACGGGUUUCUGCUCGCACGGCGUUCUGAAUUCCUUGACGCUAAUGUUGAUUUAUCGUCCUUACCGUACCGAGGCGCUGAAGCUGAUAUUUAGGAUAAGAUGCCUGUCGCGGAAAAACAAAGUGACUUUCGUGCUUGUGUCUGAUAUUGGAACCACGCAGACGAUAAAA
Molecule: messenger RNA, 270 nt
Organism: Mesorhabditis spiculigera
Lineage: Eukaryota; Metazoa; Nematoda; Chromadorea; Rhabditida; Rhabditidae
Source: the annotation of a GenBank genome assembly